This is a messenger RNA of Anolis sagrei ordinatus, 1231 nucleotides long. RefSeq names its product syntaxin 1A (gene STX1A). The record is from RefSeq and is a predicted model, not a curated record. NCBI's taxonomy places the organism in Eukaryota, Metazoa, Chordata, Lepidosauria, Squamata, Anolidae. Gene Ontology annotation, cellular component: endomembrane system; plasma membrane; presynaptic active zone membrane. Gene Ontology annotation, molecular function: SNAP receptor activity; SNARE binding. Gene Ontology annotation, biological process: intracellular protein transport; exocytosis; synaptic vesicle fusion to presynaptic active zone membrane.
CUCCCGCGCAUGCGCACAGCCGCCUCGCCUUUUCCCUCGCCAUGAAGGAUCGGACCCAGGAGCUGCGGCCGGUGAAAGAUGGCGAUGAGGAUGACGAAAUUGCUGUUGGAGUGGAUCGAGACCGCUUCAUGGAUGAGUUUUUCGAGCAGGUGGAAGAGAUCCGGGGCUUCAUCGAGAAAAUCGCCGAAAACGUGGAAGACGUGAAGCGGAAGCACAGCGCCAUCCUCGCCUCCCCAAACCCCGACGAAAAAACCAAAGAAGAGCUGGAGGAGUUGAUGUCGGACAUAAAAAAGACCGCCAACAAAGUCCGCUCCAAGCUAAAAAGUAUUGAGCAGAGCAUUGAACACGAGGAAGGGCUGAACAGAUCCUCGGCUGACUUGCGGAUCAGGAAAACGCAGCAUUCGACUUUGUCCCGGAAAUUCGUGGAGGUGAUGUCAGAGUACAAUGCCACCCAGUCCGAUUACCGGGAGCGCUGCAAAGGACGCAUCCAGAGGCAACUAGAAAUAACCGGUCGGACCACUACGAGCGAGGAAUUGGAAGAUAUGCUUGAGAGCGGGAACCCGGCCAUUUUCUCCUCUGGGAUCAUCAUGGAUUCCAAUAUCACCAAGCAGGCGCUGAACGAGAUCGAGACGCGGCACAGCGAGAUCAUCAAGCUGGAGAACAGCAUCCGGGAGCUCCACGACAUGUUCAUGGACAUGGCCAUGCUGGUGGAGAGCCAGGGAGAGAUGAUCGACCGGAUUGAAUACAACGUGGAGCACGCUGUCGAUUACGUGGAAAGAGCCGUCUCCGACACCAAGAAAGCGGUCAAGUACCAGAGCAAAGCCAGGAGGAAGAAGAUCAUGAUCAUCAUCUGCUGCGUGGUGCUGGGAGUGGUCAUCGCCUCCACCGUCGGAGGGAUUUUCGCCUGAGCGGGAAGAGCGGCGGACUGUAUCCCCUUGGGCCACGCGGGAGAGCAGGACCCAGCGUCCCCCGUCCCCCCCACUGAGCCUUACAGCGGCCGGGAAAGGGCCCCCAAAUGGGCAUUCGGCACUCCUGUCUCUAAUGCAUGAUCUUUCGUGUUAAUGCUGUGUGUCGAGUACAAGGUGUGUGUUCCCAAGGGGGGCGGGCUGCACGCAAAGCGGACGCCGGAGGAGGGGGGGGCUUUAGCAGAGACCCCCCUUUGCAGCAUCCCACUGCCUUUGGGGUCCCUCCAAACUCAAGGUUUGAUCCUAAACCCAGACGUAUUUUCCUU